UAUCUCCCGCCACGAUCACGCCAACAAAACCAACAGCCCUCAACCGUGCCUCGGCCUCCCCCCUCACCUGCCUGCCAGCAUCCCAAUAACCCCAACCGUGCUCCAGCCUUCCCUCGCUCCACUGCAUACGACAAGCGAGCCAAGACGGUGAAAUUUGCUCUUCCCGCUCUAGCGGAGACAUUUCAAGCUCCAGUUUCCACUAUGGAUGGACUGGUGUGUUGGUUCUUGAACAGCUUAGGCAGCCGUGUUCCCAGGGUGUGCAUGGGCAUGCAUGUCGACGAAAUUUCCUCGUGUUAAAUUGGGGGAGCGAGGGUCCGGAAGGGGAGCCAGGCUCUGUCGAGUCUCGCUUGUGGUACCGUUCCGGUGUUUUAUACGACGGCAUCGCGGCUCCCCAGGGAACACCGACCGAGGCAGGACCCAGCACCCAGUCGAUUCCGCUCGUUUGCUCUCACGCCUCGGCCCGCGUCCUCGCCGUUCCACCAAACCCCCCCUCUUCCCGCGCGCCCGACAUGCCGUUCAGUAUCCCUCGCUGCGUCCCGGCCGCGCUCGCCGCCACGUCGGUGGCCGCGCAGGCGGCGGCGGCUGCCUCCUUGCCGCCCCAGCCGCUGAUGCCGCGCAACGAGUGCAUGGAGGGCGCCGAUAAGGUUUGCUACGGCAUCGAUGGCGGCCAGUCGCAAAACCUCGACGUCGAAAUGGUCCAGUACGCGGCCCUGUACCUCCGCUACCUCGGGCAAACGAGCGGCAAGAAGCCGGCGCGCUACACCAUGCCCGCCCUGGGGGCCGGCGAAGGCGGCUGCCAGGAAUGGGCCAUCGCGCUCCCCAAGGGCACCGGCAUCCUGCUGCUCGCCAAGCACACAAACCCGUCCUUUGCGUCCUCGGUCACGUACGAAGAUAUGGCCGACAGUAUCGACGGGAGCGAAGGCGCUACGGAUGCCGAGCGCAAGGCUGCGCUUCUGGGAUGCGGCACGAACGGAGGCCAGCGUGGGGUGGUUGCUAAAAGCAGUAACCCGGCGUACCAGACGCAAGAGUAUAAAAGUACCGGGGCAAAGCCAGAGGGAAUUGUAAUUAAGCUGAUUGGCGCCCCGGAUUUUUAGGCGGAUGUGUGCUUUUUAAAGGAUAGGCCUUAUAAAUAUAAGAAUAAGGUGUAAAUAUUAUGCGUGUUUUGACCCAGCCGGGAACUGAGGUUUGUGAGGGGAACGUGGCUCGCUGCCAUCUGAACCCAGCAGGAAUAGGAAGGCAUCUGGGAAUUGAAAAAAGACCUUGGCGGGAGGCUCUCUAAUAAAUGCAGGCAAAACAGUCAGUGGCACACGCCAAACCCUUACCGAGCGGUCAUCCAUCAUUCACCUGCGCCUCAAGCAACAAUUAACUUCAGCUUGUCCGUAUAUUGACACAACUUCCCGUAUUUGGUGGUAAACUACGCAUGCAGUCA
Gaeumannomyces tritici R3-111a-1 is the source of this 1429-nucleotide messenger RNA. RefSeq lists its product as hypothetical. Bases 510 to 1094 code for a protein of 194 amino acids. The transcript has a single exon. The record is from RefSeq and is a predicted model, not a curated record. Lineage: Eukaryota; Fungi; Ascomycota; Sordariomycetes; Magnaporthales; Magnaporthaceae.